Onychostoma macrolepis is the source of this 3553-nucleotide messenger RNA. Its product is annotated as gastrula zinc finger protein XlCGF57.1-like. Lineage: Eukaryota; Metazoa; Chordata; Actinopteri; Cypriniformes; Cyprinidae. Bases 249 to 1592 code for a protein of 447 amino acids. The transcript is spliced from 2 exons. The record is from RefSeq and is a predicted model, not a curated record. Gene Ontology annotation, molecular function: DNA-binding transcription factor activity; RNA polymerase II cis-regulatory region sequence-specific DNA binding. Gene Ontology annotation, biological process: regulation of transcription by RNA polymerase II.
UAUUUCUGAAUUUAACAUUGUAAUGCUGUAUAGAACAAUGAAUGUUAUUUUGUGUGAGUAAAAUGCAUCUCAUUUUGCUUCAAAUAUCGUGAGUAAGUUUAUAGUAAAAGUCAGUCAGUGUCAAGUAACUUAUUUAUGAGAGAAACGGAAAGAUUUAGAUCGCAUUUCAUUUAAUUUCAGUUAAUAAUUCUCAUUUUAGUCAUGACAGCGUUUAAACAGAAAAAAACUGAGGUGACACUAUUAUAAAGAUGGCGUUUAUUAAAGAGGAGAGUGAAGAUGUGAAGAUUGAAGAAGCAUUCAGAGUCAAACAUGAAGAUACUGAGGAACAAACAGACCUUAUGCAGCUGAAAGAGGAGUGCAUAGUACCGAAUGAAACGGAAGAGAAAGAACAAUAUGAGACUCAUCAUGAUUUUAAAAUCGGAGAAGAAUCUUUCAGUUGGCCACAGAUUAAAGAGACUUUCUCACAGAAAACAGCUCAUAAAACAGGAACUAAAAGUUAUUUCACCCCUUUUCACUGUGAAAAGAGUUUCAAUGAACAUGGAAACCUUACAGUCAACAUGAGAAUUCACACUGGAGAGAAGCUUUUCACCUGCCAACAGUGUGGAAAAAGUUUUACUCAAAAAGUAAACCUUAACAGGCACAUGAGAAUUCACACUGGAGACAAGCCUUACACAUGCCCUAAAUGUGGAAAGAGUUUCGAUCAACAUGGAAACCUUAAAGUGCACAUGAGAAUUCACACUGGAGGGAAGCCUUUCACCUGCCAACAGUGUGGGAAAAGUUUCAAUAGAAAAGGAGACCUUAAUGACCACACGAGAGUUCACACUGGGGAGAGCCCUUUCACCUGCCAGCUGUGUGAAAAGAGUUUCACUCAAAAAGUAAACCUUAACAGGCACAUGAAAGUUCACACUGGAGACAAGCCUCACAUCUGCCCUGAGUGUGGAAAGAGUUUUGAUCAACUUGGAAACCUUAAAGUGCACAUGAGAGUUCACACUGGAGAGAAGCCUUACACCUGCAAACAGUGUGGAGUCAGUUUCACUCAUGAAGGAAACCUUUACAGGCACAUGAGAAUUCACACUGGAGGAAAGUCUUUCACAUGCCAACAGUGUGGGAAAAUAUUCAAUAGAAAAGGAAACCUUAAUGACCACAUGAGAGUUCACACUGGGGAGAGCCCUUUCACCUGCCAACUGUGUGGAAAGAGUUUUACUCAAAAAGUAAACCUCAACAGGCACAUGAGAAUUCACACUGGAGACAAGCCUUACACAUGCCCUGAGUGUGGAAAGAGUUUUUAUCAGAAUGGAUACCUUAAAGUGCACAUGAGAGUUCACACUGGAGAGAGUCGUUUUAUCUGCCAUCAGUGUGGAAAAAGUUUCAACCGAAAAGGAAACCUUAACAAACACAUGAGAAUUCACACUAGAGAAAAACUUUAUGCAUGCCCUCAGUGUGGAGAGAGUUUCGAUCUACAUGAAAGCCUUAAAGCCCACAUGAGAGUUCACACUGGAGGGAGUGCCUUCACCUGCCAACAGUGUGGAAAAAGUUUUACUCAAAAAGGAAACCUUAACAGGCACAUGAUAAAAUUACACAGCAUUUAUUAAAGGGGGGUCCAAUGCUGUUUCAUGCAUGUUGAGUUAUUUACACUGUUAAAGAGUUGGAUUCUCAUGCUAAAUAUGGCCAAAGUUUCAAAAAAUGAUUUUGACGUAUAACAGAGUAUUUCCGGGUUUCUUACAAGUUUCAGAAAGUUUUAUUUAUUUAUUUAUUUUUUUCGAUCAUGGUUCUUCGUGACAUAUUGAAAGGUGGAACUCCUUAUAUUGGGCAUUUCUCCCAGAAGAACGCGCCCGUGCACGCAUCGACCAGCGCGAAAGCAAGAGCGGGCCCAUCAACGCCCUUCAUUAGGCUGCACUGCACGGGACUCGCUCGGGAAGAAUGUCUCUAAAGUAGUGUGUAUUUGGUUGUAAGGGAAAGAUACAGUUAGAAAGAUUCUGAAUUUGCACAUCGUUUGAUAGUGCACUCUUUAGCUCCACCCACACAGCACGCCUCCAAGGAGCUCUGCUGUUUCCGGAGAGAAUCGAAAAGCUGUAUCUUUCUUUUAUUAUGAUAAAACUAAAAGACUUUUUGGAGAGAUGAAGGAUGCAAUACUACUCUAGAAGUACUCAAGUUUAACAUGAGAUUGACUGAAACUGUGAGUUAUGCCCCCUUUAAAGACAAACUUGAUCAACACAUUGAGGAUUCAUUUGAGAGAAUUGUUUUAUGUCAUCAGUGUGCAAGGAGUUUCGCAGACACAAAUCAUGUAAUAAUGUUGUGAUGUGUAGGAAGCUCAGAAGUGAAGACCAGGAGACUGGUUUAUAUUCAGCAGGAUUCUAUAUUGAGAAAGUGCUGUGUGGCACUGUUAGAGUUUGGGUACUCGAUCUUGGACUUGAGACUUGGACUCAAGACAUUUUGGACUCAGGAAUUUUACAGAGUAAUGUCAGAGUCCACAUCAUGUGUAACAUUUAAAAGGAUAGUUGACCCAAAAAUGAAAAAUCUGUCAUUAAUUACUCACCCUCAUGUCUACCCAAACCCCCUAAGACCUUUUGUUCAUCUUCAGAACACAAAUUAAGAUAUUUUUGAUGAAAUCUGUGAUCCUCCAUAGACAGCAACGCAACAGAAAUGUUCCCAGGCCCAGAAACGAAGUAAGGACGUCAGUAAAACAGUCCAUGUGACAUCAGUGGUUCAACCGUAAUUUUACAAAGCUACGAGACUACUUUAAGAGCACAAAGAAAACAAAAAGAAUGACUUUAUUCAACACUUCUUCUGUUCCAAAUCACAUCAUCCGCCAUUAUGGAGAGUACCAUGACGCAUGCAUGUGCUUUCCUCUGAACCUGAUGUCCUUACUUCGUUUCUGGGCCUGGGAACAUUUCAGUUGCACUGCUGUCUAUGGAGGGUCAGAAAGCUCUGAACAACACACAAUACACCUCAGUACUGCACAUCUGCAAAUAACUCAUCAAACCUUCAUGUGUAAGUAGCACAUAUGCACAUUCACAGUUCUGUCUAUGGACAUUUAUUUAUAUAUAUAUAUAUAUAUAUAUAUAUAUAUAUAUAUAUAUAUUGUUAUUUAUAAUUUGUCUAUUUUUUUACUAUUAAUAAUGUCUAUUGACUGUUGAAUAUUUGCUUGUUUUUGAGUAAUCUCUGGCCUUAAUAAAAGUUCAUUUUCAUUGACCUACAAGAUUUUGGCUAUGGCACUAGAAAAUUAAUCCAACGAAAAUAUUAAAUCGUCUUCCCAUACAAAAAUUCACCAUGGUUUUAUUAUAUUAAAAGUGGAGUAAAAAAGUUUUUGUUGUUUUUGCCGUAUUGAUUACCCGUUGUAUAACCACAGUUUUACUUUGAAUACCAUGGUUAAACUAUGGUUAGUGUAGCAGAACCAUGGUUAAUUUGUGGUUAUCAUGGUUUAACUACAGUAAUCAUGUUUUUGUUUUAUUUGUAGUAAAACCAUGGUUAAUUUGUUAUUUUUGAGCAAAAAAUAAAUGCUUUUAAAUUGUUACAAUAAUAUUAAAUGGUAAGAAAUGGUUCUAGACAACAU